Messenger RNA from Fusarium coffeatum, 1707 nucleotides. RefSeq lists its product as uncharacterized. Gene Ontology annotation, molecular function: iron ion binding; heme binding; oxidoreductase activity, acting on paired donors, with incorporation or reduction of molecular oxygen. The transcript has 2 exons. NCBI's taxonomy places the organism in Eukaryota, Fungi, Ascomycota, Sordariomycetes, Hypocreales, Nectriaceae. Bases 1 to 1707 code for a protein of 568 amino acids. The record is from RefSeq and is a predicted model, not a curated record.
AUGGAUUCGCAAUCGAGUAGCUUCUUGUUCCAGACGUGCUUGGACCUUCGCAGUGGAGUCCUCAACCUUUCUACAGCGUGGACCACAGCGGUUUUAGCGACGGUAGUGGCUCUGUCCCUGCUAAACUAUGUGCUGACCCCACGUCUCCACCCACGUGAACCGCCAACAGUCAAACCGACAAUUCCAUGGAUAGGUCAUAUUGUCGGCAUCAUUCGUCACCAAGCAGAUUACGGCAGAAUCGUUCAGUUCGUCUCCUACUUUCUCAAUCACAGGUUUCCAAGCACUGACAACAUCACCAGCCAUGCGAACCCUAAGCACCUAAUCGCGACGCUACCCAUGCUAAAUGGCAAGCUCUACCUCGUCUUCGAUCCCAAUCUUCUUCAGUCCCUCCUCCGCAACAAGACCGCGUCGGCCGAACCUUUCUCAAUCGACUACGCUAAGAAAACAUUCGACCUGACGCACGAAGAGUUCCAGAAGAUCAGGGCACCAGGCGUUUACGAUGAAUUCACUGAGGCGAUACACACGAGCUUCCAGACUGCAAGUCUGCAUCAGAUGAAUGUCCAGUUCUUGGGCUGCAUCUCGGCGACGCUGGAUUCUAUGAGCAAUGGAACGCUGCGCGCGCAUGAAGACACGCAUGGCAAGGAAUCGGUCAUAGCUGGAGGUAUACAAGUCGAGAACCUAUAUCUUUGGUGUCGCGAUGUUAUGUCGCUUGCUACUACCAAAGCUCUGUACGGCGACACCGAUCCUUUCGCAUCCAAGCCAUCACUGAUCGAAGACAUGUGGUGCUUCGAAGAAUCGGUCCCAUACUUCCUGCUCUCCCUCUUCCCCUCCGUAACGAUGCCAAAAGCCUACAAAGCGCGCUCCACCCUGCAAGCCGUCACUUGCAAAUGGUACUCAGAAGACCACGACGUCACCGACCACUCUGUAUCGUCCAUCGUCCGCAACCGCGCCGGCGCCCUGCGCAAAACUGGCCUCACUGGAUUCGAAAUUGGAAAGAUUGAGGUCAUUCUGCCUAAUGUCGCGACGCUCAAUGCCGUGCCUACGCUGUACUGGCUUCUGCUCUACAUCCUCGAUCGACCCGAACUUCUCACACGCAUUCGAGCCGAAGCCGAAGCCGCAGCUGAGGUGGCGCAUGAUAAUGGAAGAAAGACGGUUACGUUUGACAUUGCAGAAUUUGACACCAAGCUUCCUUUACUUGUAAGCUGCUAUCGCGAAACGAUGCGGCUCGUCAAUCAAUCUGUUAGCAUACGUCGCAUAUUGGAGGACAUAAACGUCACGACACCCGAAGGAACAACGUAUAUCCUUAAGAAGGGUACAGACAUGCAGCUUCCUGCUGGUGUGGCGCACUACGAGGAAAGUGUCUGGGGCUCAGACGUCAACACCUUCAACCCGGAGCGUUUUCUCCCGUCUUCCAAGCGUAACUCCGAUGAGGAGCGGAGACGCAAAGCAGCGUACAUACCCUUCGGCGGAGGACGUCACCUGUGCCCCGGUCGCAACUUUGCCUUCGCGGAGAUCAUUGGCUUUGCCUCUUCUCUGUUCCUUGGUUUCGACGUUGAGGCUACGGGUAUGGCCUUUGGCGAUAUGAAGAUGCUCGGUCCUCAGCUUGCGGGCGGAACGGUCCGCCCCGAGAAGUAUGGCGCUGGGCUAGGUGCGAAGAUCAAGAGAAGGCAAGGGUGGGAAGACGUCAAAUGGAGGUUUGAGUGUUAA